Molecule: messenger RNA, 1605 nt
Organism: Porites lobata
Lineage: Eukaryota; Metazoa; Cnidaria; Anthozoa; Scleractinia; Poritidae
Source: the annotation of a GenBank genome assembly
AUGUUGGACUAUUGCAAAAGCGACGUACAGUUACUGCGAGAAGGGUGCCUGAAAUUUGCUCAAGACACAAAGAACGAGGCAGGAUUUAAUCCCUUGACACAAUGCAUUACGAUCGCCUCGACCUGUCAUUAUUUCUGGCGAAACUAUCAGAUGCAGCCAAAAACCAUUGCCGUUGAACCUGUGAAUGGAUGGGGCGGUCUCAAAGUGAACCAAAGUAAAGUAGCACUCCAAUGGUUGUACCUGGAAGAUCUAAAAUUGGGUGGCAACAGAAUCAAACACACACGAAAUGGCGGAGAGCAAGUUGUCCAGAUCAAGGGUGGCAGAGUCACCGUGGAUGGUUAUGAUCCAUUGACUAAAACAGUCUUCGAAUUCCAAGGAUGUGAGUACCAUGGAUGCAAAAAGUGUAAUCCGUAUAGGAGACAUAUGAAACCAUUCCAUCAUCCGGAUAGAACGAUAGAAGAAAUUUAUCAAGUCACCCAACGAAAAAAAGAGCUGAUCAAACAGGCUGGAUACACAGUGAUUGAACAAUGGGAAUGUGAUUUUAACAAAAAACUAAAACAAUGCCCAAACUUGCAAGAGCAAAUUGAUAAAAUGACCUGGGUUUCUCCUUUGAACCCAAGAGAUGGUUUUUAUGGUGGAAGAACUGGCAUGGCAAAAUGCCAUUAUCAGGCAGAAGACAACGAGAAAAUUUUAUAUGAAGAUUUCACAUCUUUAUAUCCUACCAUCAACAAGUACGCAACCUACCCCAUUGGACAUCCACAGAUUAUCGUGAAUCCAUCGGAUCAGAACAUCUUUCACUACUUUGGAAUCGCUAAAGUGGAUGUCUUACCACCAGAAAAAUUGCUGCAUCCUGUGUUACCGGUGAAGCUCAAUGAAAAAUUGCUGUUUCCUCUAUGUGUAAAAUGCGCAGAGGAUCAAGCAGAACGCCCUUGGUAUGAACGCUCCAAUCUCUGCCCACACAGUGAUGAAGAGAGAACAAUAACAGGUACUUGGUCCACCCCAGAACUGCUAAAAGCAGUGGAGAAGGGGUACCAGAUUACCAAGAUCCAUGAAGUCUGGCAUUUUCCGGAGAGUCAAAGAAAGGAGGGCCUUUUUGCACCGUAUGUGAAUACAUGGCUAAAACACAAGACCGAAGCCAGUGGAUGGCCUGCUCACUGUUUGACUGAAGACCAAAAAGCAGAGUACGUGGAACAAUAUGAAGAACACGAGGGGAUUAAGCUGGAUCCUGAAAAGAUUGAGAAGAAUCCAGGUCGUAAACAAGUGACGAAGCUUAUGUUGAACAGCUUUUGGGGGAAAUUUGGGGAGAACGAGCAUCGCACACAGACACAAUCGAUUCAGGACGAAGAUACUUGGCCAAAAAUUGUGCAGGACGAAUCGUUUAUGGUCAAAGAUGUACGUAUUUUUAAUGAAGACGUCAUGGAAUUAAGCACACUCAAAUACGAAAAUGCCUGUGCAAGCAGUGGUAAAAUCAAUAUUUUUAUUGCAUGUUACACGACAGCCUUGGCGCGUCUAAAGCUAUAUGCAGAAUUGGAAAUGCUUGAAAACCAAGUGUUGUACUAUGACACCGAUUCUGUGAUUUACAGUUACAAAGAAGGAGAAGUCUAA